This is a messenger RNA of Bradysia coprophila, 822 nucleotides long. RefSeq lists its product as uncharacterized. Lineage: Eukaryota; Metazoa; Arthropoda; Insecta; Diptera; Sciaridae. The record is from RefSeq and is a predicted model, not a curated record.
CUUCCCUCAUUUCACUUCACCACAUCAGUUCCAAUUCACGAUUGAGGACAAGAUCAGUUUGAAAAUUUAAAUUGUAACAAAAACAUGAACGUGAAAGCUAUAGGGGUCAUUUUUGCAUUACUCUUCGCUGUCACAGCAGCAGAAAGUGAUCAAGAAUAUUGGAUCGAGCAGGGCGAACAAAAUGCUAUCAGAGAUCUUGAUCAAUGGCCAGACGCCGUUACUGCACUCAAUGAUAACAAUCCAACACCUGUUAAUGAGCAACUGGCAUUCUGGAAGUCACAAGUUGAUGAUGGCGUGACUAACAUGGACGAAUUCAUUCCGACACUCAUCUCUAUUGUCGAUAGAAUCAAUUCGCUGGCUGCCGGUGAGCCCAAUGACAUUCGUCGUGGUGAACUGCAAACGAUUUUGCGGCAAAUUGAUGGUCAACGUGAUAACAAAUCCUAUUAUUUACUUGAUGGUGCCGUUCAGUGGAUUGCGAACAGACUUGAUUCGCUUCAGGCUGGAGGUGAACGUGCUAACGAUUUGGUGUCUCAGCUUACAGAAGCUCAAACGUCUGUGGCAAAAUUACGAGAUGAACUUGAUAGCAAUGCUCAAAAUUACGUACGGGCCAUAACGAAAAUUCAAAAGUUGAAAGAAGAUAUUGCUGCGAAUAUUGUUGAAAUUCGUGCCAUAGCUAGUGCCUUGUUGGAUGCAUUACAAAGCUCCGUAUUGUUACAGAAUGCAGGAGCAACCAAUGAAUUCGUCAAAUCUAUUACUGCUUAAAAACAUCAAAGUGUGUUCGUUAUGUAGAGUUUGAAUAAAAAUUUUGUGUGAUCGAGUUUA